Messenger RNA from Chaetomium strumarium, 1502 nucleotides. RefSeq lists its product as uncharacterized. The coding region runs from base 228 to 1328 and encodes 366 amino acids. The transcript is spliced from 2 exons. Gene Ontology annotation, molecular function: oxidoreductase activity. The record is from RefSeq and is a predicted model, not a curated record. NCBI's taxonomy places the organism in Eukaryota, Fungi, Ascomycota, Sordariomycetes, Sordariales, Chaetomiaceae.
GAAUUGGGCCGAGGCACAUACUUCAUCCGCAUCCGCAGGUGCGGGGAGGUGGAGACGGAAUCUCCGGUGCAACACCGUUGCGCGUGUUGAUAUCAAUGCCCGCUCAUCCGGCCGUCCAGUGGUCGAGACAGUUGGUAAACAAGUAGUAGUCGCCAAGUUGUCAGUUUUCAAUUGUGCAACAGACAUCAAAAUACCAAGCCACCAACCUAUCAGCUAAACAGACGAAGAUGCCGUACUCGCUCACCGUGAAGAAGACCGAGGGGAAGCCGGGGCAGGUUUACUACCCCCUUCAGCUGAACGAGGUUCCCAAGCCCUCGCCGGGCCCCAAACAGCUGCUCAUCAAACUCACGGCCGCGGCGCUUAACCACCGCGACCUCUUCAUCCGCCAGCACCUCUACCCGGGAAUUUCGUUCGACCAUCCGCUCCUCGCCGACGGCUACGGCGUCGUCACCCAGGUGGGAGACGACUGCGCCGCCGACUCGCGCGCGCUGCUCCACAAGCCGGUGCUGCUGGCGCCCAUGCGCGGGUGGGAGUCGAGCCCGGAAGGGCCCGAGGACCUUGGCACGCGGUUUGCCAUCCUCGGCGGGUCCCUGCAGACGCCGGUCGGGACGGCCCAGGAGUGGGUCGUCGUGGGCGAGGACAACGUCGUGCUCGCGCCGGAGCACCUGAGUCCCGCCGAGGGCGCGGCGCUGCCGCUCGUCGGCCUGACGGGCUGGAGGGCGCUGGUGAGCAAGAGCGGGAAUGCGGAGCGCGGGCGGAAUAUACUGGUCACGGGGAUCGGCGGCGGGGUGGCGCUGCAGGUGCUGCAGUUUGCGGUGGCGCUGGGGUGUAAUGUGUUUGUGACGAGCGGGGAUGAGGGGAAGAUCGAGAGGGCCAGGGAAAUGGGGGCGGUGGGAGGUGUGAACUACAAGAGUGACGGGUGGGAGAAGCAGCUCGGGGCCAUGCUGCCCAAGGAGCGGCCGUACCUGGAUGCGGUGAUUGAUGGGGCCGGAGGCGACGUCGUGGGGAAGACGAUCAAGCUGCUGAAGCCCGGCGGUGUUAUUGCGUGCUACGGCAUGACGGUCGGGCCGAAGAUGGACUGGCUCAUGCAGGCGACGCUGAAGCAGGUUGAGCUGAGGGGCACCACGAUGGGCUCCAAGAAAGAGUUCCGGGAGAUGGUUGAGUUUGUGCGCGAGCACAAGAUCCGGCCGGUCGUCAGCAGGGUGUCGAAGGGGUUGGACAAUCUCGACGGCAUCGAGGCGCUGUACGACGACAUGAAAACGGGGAAACAGUUCGGCAAGCUCGUUAUUCUGAUUGACCCCGAGGCGGACUCGUCGCCGAAGCUGUAAGAAAGUGGGGAGACGAGGACAUGGCGCAAGGCGUCUGGUCAUAUAAAAUCAGGCACAUCGGUAGAGACUACCAUCGUUUUAAGCACUGUCUUCGAGUAACGAAUGUUUCAAUGAUACCUUUCCUUCAGUUUCUACGCAAAGAAGAGUUGUUUUGAAAGACAGGCAGUGUCCAGU